Molecule: messenger RNA, 3558 nt
Organism: Mobula hypostoma (lesser devil ray)
Lineage: Eukaryota; Metazoa; Chordata; Chondrichthyes; Myliobatiformes; Myliobatidae
Gene: ncoa4
Product: nuclear receptor coactivator 4
Exons: 12
Coding region: 164-2311 (715 amino acids)
Biological process (GO): response to hormone; intracellular iron ion homeostasis
Molecular function (GO): transcription coactivator activity
Source: RefSeq, a predicted model, not a curated record
CGGGCCGAGGCGGCGUGACGUCAGCGCGCAAAGCGCACGUCCCCCCCCGCCAACAUAAAUAGCCGGGUGGAAGGCGGCUGGUACUGGAAAACUGCAGAGUCGGGUCGGUGGUUUGGGGGGAAGAACACCGGUUCCUGGUAUCCUGAUUACAGCUAAGGCCAAGAUGAAUUCGAUACACGCCCAUGCUGGGGAGAGUGCCAGCUUCCAAUUCAAAGAUUCCUUAACUAAUUGCCUACAGGCUAAGCGAGAUCUUGAAACAGCCAUCAACAAUAUCAUUCAGGCUGAAAAGGAAAUAAAAGCAAACAGCCAUGAGGUAAAAUUCCAAAUUCAUAGUUGUAUCAGCCGUCAUAUGGAGUGCCUGCGGAGUAGAGAAGUUUGUCUCUUGGAGCAGAUUGACCUUGUUCAACAGCUGAAGGAGGAAUCCCUGCAACAGCAAAUUCAGCAGCUCUAUUGGCUGCUUGGUCAAUUCAAUUGCCUUAUUCAUCAAUUGGAAUAUCCCCAGAAUAACCAUCCAACAAGUGAAGUUACAGCCUGCCUGGAGAGAUUGAAGAACCUAGCCCUGAAACCAGAAGAAUCUCCAAUCCUGAAUUUUGAAGCUGAUGUCCCUUCACUCCGCCAAGCCAUUACAAGCUUUGGGGCCAUUAAAACUCCGGGUUCAGAAAAGGACUGCAAGAGUACUUGCGGCAUGUCAGUUGAUCUGGAUUACUGCUUUGUACCAAUGCUAGCAAAGAAGACAUUCCCCAAUGGUAAUGAAUGCCCACUUGCUGACUGGCUGUAUAGCCCUCCAGUGAAGCGGAUGCCAUUCCUAAACAUAGACUAUCCACUGAAGCCACCCAGCCAGGCAGCAUCAAAUGUUCGAGCUUGGGAAUGUCAACAGGGCCUUGACCACUCGCUGUCUUUCAGUAACCAAAAGAGCAAUCCAGCUGAGAACACCACUACUCAACAAUCCACUGAAACCACCAGGAUCUGUAAUCGGGAACCAAAGGACGCAGACUACUACAGAGAGCAGGCCUGGGGUGAUCGACGGGGUCUUGAGCACUGGCUGCUUUCUAGCGAGCUGGAGAAUGAAUCCACAGAGAAGAAUGAAGCUGCAAAGAAGAAUGAAGCCGCAGAAAAGAAUGAAACUACAGAGAAGAAAUCUGCACAACAAUGCAUGAGUUCUGCCCGUGAGAUCCAAAUUGAUCUUAAUUACUAUAAAUUACAGGCUUGGAGGCAUCGUCAGGGCCUUGAGCACUGGCUCCUUCCUGUUGAGCAGAAGUCCAAACCUAGCAAGGAAGCUCCUGCACGUGAACGUUCUGAAUCAUCUGGUAGUUCUUCCAGUUUUGAGCUAGUAGAGCAAUUUGACAUGGAGAUUGUGGACCAAGACGAGAAAGAACUGAGGGCACUCACUGGAAAAAUGAGUGGCUGCAAUGUGAAGCGCACACAUGCUGAAAAAUUGAGUAGCAGCAAUGAGGAAGAUAAGUGGAAAUCCAUAACUCGGCCUUUCAGAGAGAAGUUUAUUGCCAGUGAGUGGCUUAUGCCUAGCAAGUCUGAAUCCUGUGUCAGUUGCUGUGCAGUUAAAACAAAAGCAAUAGAAAUAGAAAAUCUUGGAAAUUUGAAGUGCCUGAGUGAGCACCACAAUGCCAGAAAGUCCCCGCCUGCUUCACCAAAUGCUGCUCGGCGAUUUCAGCAGUCCAUGUUGCCAUUUCAAGUGGCUGAUGUCUGUAAGGCUAAUGAGCAAUGCAGCAGCUUCUCUGAAUGUGUGUGUGGACGGAGUUGUGAAAAGGAAGCAAUCAAUGAGUGGCUUCUCAAACAAGGAGGGAAGGACAAGAAUGGAGUGCAGACAGACCAACCAAACAAAAGUAUUACAGCACCAGAGAAGGUCGAAUUAGAGCAGUGGCUGCAUCCCUUGUCAAAAUCAGCAAGACAGCUACUUACAGAGUCUUCUGUCAAUAUUCCUGUAAAGUCACUGGAAGACUUGAAGUUAAGCUCUCCAUUCAACACUCAUAUAAAUCUAGUGGAUAAGUUGACGUACAAAAAAAAUGAGGAUACUGAGAAAGGAGCUGAGCUUGAAGUGGAAAAUAAAUUUUUGUUACGCAAGAAAACACAUGGAUUGAAUGGUAUCCCUGAAGUGUCCAAUCUUGUAUCUAAUCUGAGCCUUUCUGUUGGUCGAGAGAAGCUUCUGGUGAAGGAUCAAUCUAAAUUGUUUGAAGAUUUGUUUUCACCCUUUAAGGAGCCUUUUGAUCCAGAGAAAUGGCUCUAUGAAGGUUCUCACCAGAUUGAACAAGACCCAAAGGGAGCUCAUACUCCAGAGCUUAGUGGAGUAUGUUGAUUGUGAGAAAUGACCAGACAUGGACCCUCUGUUAGCUUUGAAUCAUCCAUGCUACAGAUGAAUUGAUUGACCGGCCUUUAUUCUGGAGUGACAUCAGGCACAUUUAUCACCUCAGAUUCUGCUGAAUUAAUUCUUUGCUUCUGCCUUGAAGACCAUUUUUGUGUUCAGAUCCUUUGUGUGUGAGUUGUACUGUGAAACUCUGUAGCCUCAACAUGUUUGGGAAGUCUAUGUAAUUGGGAUUCCUUCAUUCCCACCCCUCCUCUCCACAAAAUGACCAUUUUCAUUCUAGGCAUUGUGCAACUGGUCUAAUAGCUAAAAUCCUCCAGAACAGGAUUCAUAAUGCUUAGUGAGGUGAACGAAGCUCAUGAGACUUGCCCUGUAUUGGAGGAUUUCUAAUUGAUUUAGUUAGCACUACUGCUAAUUACACUGUUGGAAAAGGUGGUGAUGAAUUAUAUUGACACAGUAAUCUCUGCUGUUAUAAACCAAUACCUCAUUGCCUUGUGUUGGGCAUUAGAGUUGAUGCAGUAAGUGCUUGCAGCAGAGAGCAUAGUGCACCAGUUUCUGUGUCGGCAGGCUCAGUUCACAUUUCACUAAGCCACUUCUGUAGUGGAUUUAACAUACUUUGUGGUCUUUAUCUGUCAUGCAAUAUAGUAACCCAGUCCAGUGAUAGACUUUAAAUUACUGCAGUACAAUCUGAGCUCAGCACAAAUGAAUACACCAUUUCUUCUGAGAUUGGUGUAUUUGUGUUCAAGGUGUGUUACUUGCCUUUGGUGAAUGUUAAGUCUUCUCAGACAGUUUAUUUGCAGCAGAUAUUCGCAUUAGAAGAUGAAAUAUAUUGGAUCUGUUGUUUUGACAUUUCUAGUUAAAUGCGUAGAGUCUUGAAGGAGGGUCUUGGCCCAAAAAGUUGACUGUUCAUUUCCAUAGUUGCUGCCUGACCUGCUGAGUUCCUGCAGCAUUUUGUGUGUAAAUGGUUCAGUUUUAUUUCCUUAUUUAAAGAAAAUUGGGUUCUUUAGUAAGUUGCAAAACCAGUCUAAUCCAGGAUGACCAGUUACCGUAGUGGAAUGUGCACAAGUGAAGAACACGGUAAUCUGUCCCAUUUCACUAGUUUUGCCAACAACAAAUCCACUUAAUCCAUAACAAAAUAUUUGGUGCUAGCCAGUACUAAUUUGGCACAAAAGGAAUCAAGAACUUGAUUCCAUCAGUUGUACCCAUGGGGGGGGGGGGGGGCGGGGAAGAGAAAGAGAAAA